Molecule: messenger RNA, 741 nt
Organism: Linum tenue
Lineage: Eukaryota; Viridiplantae; Streptophyta; Magnoliopsida; Malpighiales; Linaceae
Source: the annotation of a GenBank genome assembly
CUGUCAACAGCUUCUUCGUCCGUCGACGUUUACGUGCACGACUACACCGGCGACAUAUACGACCCCGACCUUAUCCGAUACAAGGACAACGGCCGCUGGGGCAAUAACCGGAUAAAAAUCGGGCCCUCCGCUGACGCACAAUUCAAAGCUCUCGAGGUUCACGGAGUCGUCAUCGAGGGCAACCAAUUGACCCAACUAUGGAACGACCUCACACUCACUGCGCCGGACGGCCAAAAGUUCUGUCUCACAGCUAACAGGAGCGGCAUCUGUUACCUCCUCGUCAACAGCCCGUCCGUCAUGCGGCUGCGGGUCAACGACUACUUCGGGUGGGCCAAGUACGGCGUCAAACCUCCAAUCAGCACGUCGACGAUCUGGACCAAGUGCGACUUGAGCAGUGGUGCCACGUUGGUGGAUGUAGGGCAGCUGUUGAAGAACAAGGAGAAGGAGACGGUGGAGGAGAAGAGCAAGGAGCUGGAGGCGAAGGAGAAGGAAGUGGUUGUCAUGAGGAAGCUGGUGGAGAGGAGCAAGGAAGUGGAGACUCUGUGGGAGAGAUCCGUGGAAGAGAAGGACAACCAGCUGGCUAUGCUAAUGGAGAGGAACGAGGAAGUGGAAUCUCUGUGGGAGAAGUCCGUGCAAGAGAAGGACAGGCAGUUGGCCAUGUGGGAGAAAUCCGUGCAAGAGAAGGACAAGCAGCUGGUGAAGCUCAUGGAUGCCAUGCAAGCCUUGAUUUACGAGGUUUGA